This is a messenger RNA of Ichthyophthirius multifiliis, 258 nucleotides long. RefSeq lists its product as hypothetical. Lineage: Eukaryota; Ciliophora; Oligohymenophorea; Hymenostomatida. Gene Ontology annotation, biological process: transmembrane transport. The transcript has a single exon. Gene Ontology annotation, molecular function: ATPase-coupled lipid transmembrane transporter activity. The record is from RefSeq and is a predicted model, not a curated record. The annotation marks the transcript as partial.
AAUGGAGGAACUAGCUUAUCUAAUGGGUAGAAACAAAUUAUAAAUUUUUUAAGAAUUAUUUUAAGAGAUUCUAAUAUUAUUUGCUUAGAUGAGGCUACGUCUAAUAUGGAUCCUUAGACAGAUUAGGAAUUACAUGAUUAGUUGUUUAGACUGGCAGAGAAUAAAACUCUUAUAGUUAUUACUCAUAGAUUAGAAAAUAUAGAUAAAUUUGAUAGAGUUGUUGUUUUGGAUAAUGGAAGUAUUGUUGAAUGUGGACAU